AGUCCUGGGAGGGCGGCCUCCUGUAAGACCUCUCGCGGGCCCAGCGCUGAGGUUCAGGGACAUGUCGCGGCCGAACUCACCUCGUGGCCUCGGCGUGGUGCUCUCAGCUCAUGCCCGGAAACCAAGUCCCGACGCCGCGGUUAGACGGACCUCUAGCCGCGUCCGCCUCAAUGCCGCCAGCUGCCAGGCCGCCCGUGACGCGUUACGCCUGCGCCGCCUCCUCGCCUCGUGACGUCACGACGCCCGCGCAGCUGCGGUCGCCGCGGUCCCACGACUCUUUCUUUAGUAACCUGGGAGAUAGCUGUGGAUGUUUCCAAGGAUUGUCUUCAGUCAUGGCCUUGGGAUUAAAGUGCUUCCGCAUGUUCCACCCUGCCUUUCGCAAUUAUCUUGCAGCCUCUAUCAAACCCAUUUCAGAAGUUACACUGAAGACAGUGCAUGAAAGACAGCAUGGCCACAGGCAGUACGUGGCCUAUUCAGCUGUACCAGUCCGCCAUUUCGCUACCAAGAAAGCCAAAGCCAAAGGGAAAGGACACUCCCAAACCAGAGUGAAUAUUAAUGCUGCCUUGGUUGAGGAUAUAAUCAACUUGGAAGAGGUGAAUGAAGAAAUGAAGUCUGUGAUAGAAGCACUCAAGGAUAAUUUCAAUAAGACUCUCAAUAUAAGGACCUCACCAGGAUCCCUUGACAAGAUUGCUGUGGUAACUGCUGAUGGGAAACUUGCUUUAAACCAGAUUAGCCAGAUCUCUAUGAAGUCGCCACAGCUGAUUUUGGUGAAUAUGGCCAGCUUCCCAGAGUGUACAGCUGCAGCUAUCAAGGCUAUAAGAGAAAGUGGAAUGAAUCUGAACCCAGAAGUGGAAGGGACGCUAAUUCGGGUGCCCAUUCCCCAAGUAACCAGAGAGCACAGAGAAAUGCUGGUGAAACUGGCCAAACAGAACACCAACAAGGCCAAAGACUCUUUACGAAAGGUUCGCACCAACGCAAUGAACAAGCUGAAGAAAUCCAAGGAUACAGUCUCGGAGGACACCAUUAGGCUAAUAGAGAAACAGAUCAGCCAAAUGGCUGAUGACACAGUGGCAGAACUGGACAGGCAUCUGGCAGUGAAGACCAAAGAACUCCUUGGAUGAAAGUCCACUGGGGGCCAGCAGUACUCCAGAGCCCAGUUUCUGCUGGAUCCCAUGGGUGGCACAUUGGGACCUCUCUUCCUCCCCCAUCCACACAGAAGACUGUCACCACUCGGACAGAAGGCUGUCCUUGUGAGGCCCAGACUUCCAGUGGAACACUCAGACUUGUUCAUUCUCUUCCUCCUUCUGCUCUCAGCCUUCUGACAUGGGUGACUGUCAGAAAAUACGUGCUGCUGGCAAAGGGCCUUUACUCAGGCUUUUGCUUUGACUUGAUGUCGCCAAGGGAUUGAGGCCAUUGGCAGGCUUAGUACCACCUGCUCCUCAUCUUAGGAGCCUCCUUUUCAAAUAAUUAGGCUCUGUUCCCAUUUUAAAAUUCUGCUUGGGCUGAUACUGGCCUUCACCUGUGACUGGACACUUUACUAGAGGCUCAUUUUCACUAAACAAUAAAAUCUAAAUAAAUUGGAAGGAAUAACAACCACAAAGGAAAGAAUAGAGUUGGUCUGGAUUGAUGAUCACUGAGGAUCUGUAUGUGAAGCACCCAGAACAGUAGUUUUGCUUCGGAGUCAUCUUCACACAUGCUCUUUUCUCUGCCUGGAUCUCUCUUCCCCUCCUUACCUGGCCAGUCCUGUUUAUUAUCAGGCCUUGUCUUGGAUAUCACAUCCUCUGGGAAGUCUUCCUUUCCCCUCUAACCUAGGACCCUCAUUACAGGCUCUCAUGGCAUAGUCUACUGCUUUGUACGAACUCUUAAGUAUUUUUUUUGCAUUUAAUUAGCCUGUAUAUCCUCAGAACUUUGUGUAAUGCUUGGAGCAUAGUAGGCAGCCAUAUGUUGUAUUGUGAAUAAAUUGCACAUAGUAGCUACCCAGAAAAUGCUGACUUCUUUGCUUUCUGGUCUUAACACUGUCCUUCUAUCAUUUUCCACUCUUGUACUUGUUCUCAACAUUUAUUUGGCAGUGAGACACCUUUCCCCCAGGGCUUGCCCAUUGUUGACAGACAAGUGGUUUAUUGUGGCCUAUCUUUGGAUGCUGGGUUGUUAGGUUUUUCCCUCCAAUUAUUUUUUAUUCAUUCAUUUAUUCCUAAUAUAGCCAUUAUGAGUUGGGCAUUAUUUAUAAUCUUGACAGUAAACUUAAGAGAUGUGUAUUAUCUCCAUUUUACAAAUAGGAAAACUAAGUCUUGACAGUAUUAGGUAACUUGCCCAAAGUAACAAAGCAAAGCCGAUAAGUGGUAGAAGGUUUUCAUGAUUCAUUGUCAGUGUUAUUUACAUAGAAGUGAAGUUUCUUGUCCAGGGUUACAUAGCUAGCAAGUAGCAGAGCUGGCAUUCAAAUUGAGGCCUGAUGUGCUAAUGUAAAAGGAAAAAAUCAAACUUUUUUUCCUUUUAUACUUUCACACUCAACAUGGAACACUUCUGUGACUGGGUGUGUGUUUGUUUCCCCCGCACACCAAGCAGUUCUCCAGCAGACACCAACUGGGUAUCCUAUAAUUCAGUUCAUUUCUGACAUUACCUGGAAAUAGUGUCAGAUCCCACGGGUUGAGGGCUCCAUCUCCCAAGACUGCCAGCGCUUUCAAUGCCAGUCACAAAUCUGGGCCACCCAUACUCCUGACUGACCAAAUACAAACUAGAGUCCUUGACUUUCUUGGGUUCAGUUAAUUUCCUAGGACAGCUCACAGAACUCAGGGAAACACAUUCACUGGUUUAUUAUAAGAGAUACAGCUGAACAACCCAAUGAAGGAGGUACACAGGGCAAGGUUUAGGGAGAAGGACAGGGUGUGGAGCUUCCAUGCCCUCUCUGGGCUCACACUGUCGUGGCACCUCACCAAUCUGGAAGGAACCACUGUCCUGCUUUCUUCAUUAGCAUUUAGUGAGCACCAAUUGUUUGUCAGGUACUGUACUAUGUACUGGCAAUACAAAAAUGGGUAAGAUAUGGCCCCUGUUUUGAGGGAGUACAUAGUGCACUGAACUAAAUUGCUGUCUAUAAUAAUCUCUCAGGUGGAAAAGUAGGAAGUUCAUUCCAAUUCUGCAAGGUGUCUGCCUUCAGAAUGGAGCCCACUUUGGUGGUGGCAAGGCCUGGCUGAGUUCUUUCGAAGCAGCAUCCAACUUCUCAUUGCUGGAGGCAAUAAGGGUUGCACUUCCCCCUUUACUUACACUGGUGAAACAUGCAGUGAGGGUUCAAGGUCAAAAUUGGGUCAAAGUUAAACUAACACAGUCUCCUGCCCCACUUACCUGUUCUCUAACCCCAUUCACCAGCCCUAAGUGGUCAUCACACGAUUAGAAGUCAGCUGGGGGAAGAGCAGGGAUAGAUAGAGAAAUUAGGAAGCCUCUAUUGGGGUAAGUCACAUGACAGGGGCUUUGCAACAGUCUUUCAUGAGUGGCCGACAUCCCCCACUCACUGCAAAUGUGCUUCUCAAAGAUGCAGGAUUUUUUAAUAAACAGAGGAAAUGAUAAAUUAUGUUGUAACUCCACUCCAAAGGCAUUUGGUUCUUAACAGCCAAAUCCUCUGUAGUCUUUAAAUAAACAAAAACUUAUUUGGUGAACAGGCAGGGAGGAAAAUGAAAGAUUUUCUGUACUUGGGUUCCACAUGUCAACAGUUUCUCUCCUGUGUGUAUGUUGGCCAAAGCUGUAUCAUGAUAAAUGAAUAAAGGAAAACCUCGAGCCCA
This is a messenger RNA of Rhinopithecus roxellana (golden snub-nosed monkey), 3770 nucleotides long. RefSeq names its product mitochondrial ribosome recycling factor (gene MRRF). Gene Ontology annotation, biological process: translation. The record is from RefSeq and is a predicted model, not a curated record. NCBI's taxonomy places the organism in Eukaryota, Metazoa, Chordata, Mammalia, Primates, Cercopithecidae. Gene Ontology annotation, cellular component: mitochondrion. The transcript has 7 exons. Gene Ontology annotation, molecular function: ribosomal large subunit binding. Bases 111 to 1121 code for a protein of 336 amino acids.